Molecule: messenger RNA, 1311 nt
Organism: Mycosarcoma maydis (corn smut)
Lineage: Eukaryota; Fungi; Basidiomycota; Ustilaginomycetes; Ustilaginales
Exons: 1
Coding region: 1-1311 (436 amino acids)
Biological process (GO): glutathione biosynthetic process
Cellular component (GO): glutamate-cysteine ligase complex
Molecular function (GO): glutamate-cysteine ligase catalytic subunit binding; enzyme regulator activity
Source: RefSeq, a predicted model, not a curated record
AUGACCUCAGCAACGGCAACAACGGCAACAACAGCUAGAACAGCAUCUGCUUGUCCGCUAACGGACAACAAGUCCGGCUUUCGCUCGUUGUACAUUCACACGCACGACGUAUCAAGAUCGCUGAAACCAUCGGCCGAUGGAGAGCUCGCGCAUGCCAUUCACCAAACGCUCCACUUUGCUCUUGACGGUCAUCCGGAUGACUUCACUCCUUGCUUGCCCAAUUCGGGCAUAGGUAUGGGAUGCGGUUCGCUAGCCACUAUGCCCACUUCCGCAUCUUCCGAGACCGCCUCCGUUUCCAUCGCCAAUGGUCACUCGUCUUCUGCGGCUUGGGCAGUCAAGAAAGGCUUCUUCCCAACAGGCGAUCCAGAGCGUCCUUACAUCUCGUAUCAUUGGGUUCCCAGCACCGCAACGUUGGCUCUGCCAAAUCCUGCCACAAUCACAAACCCCAUCGCCGAUCCUUGCUCUCCUGACCACCGCAGCACGUACGACAUCACUGCGAAAUUCUUCUUCCUCGACCCUAGCGAUCUUUCACCCAGCUUGCUCGAUGACGCCCUCACACGGCUCACUUCCACCACCGGCAUCAUCACCGUUGAGACGCUCGUGCUUGCAUUUCCAUCGCUCGAUCUCGACUCGAGACCGCACAAGCAUUUCGAAUCUGGGCUCGAAUCGACGGCUUCGGACCAGCAGAACGGAGUGGAAGCCCCAGUUUGGCUAUCCUCUGUACGUGAUGUCUGGUCGCACGCAUCUCUAAACCCUCAGCUGCUCUCUCUCGGCGUCUCUGACAUUUCGUGUACCAAUCUUGAGCUGCUGCUAAAUUCGCUCUCUCCACCCUUGGAGCCACCAACGAUGCCCCUGUUCUCGCCAGCGAUCCCACUAUCAACCUCUUCUACUGAAGUUUCGGCUAGCACCUCGGAACCGCAGCUUGCGCACUCGGACGUCGCCACAUGCUCCACUUCUCAACAGAACGGCAUCGGCUCGUUCUGUAACAUGGAAUACUCUCUCGUCAGCAGUGCGCGCCGUCCACGUAUCGUUUCAAUCAACGUGAAAAAGGACCUAGGCUCUUUCGAUCGCUCCUUCCACCAAUACUGCAACAAGAUGGGCAUUCAACUCGUCGCUCAUUCCGACAGGAAAGACGUGCUGCCGCAAAGAACCUUGCCGGCGCUGAUGGAUGAAUUCAAGCAUAAAUUACCCAUCAAGUUGGACGCUGGAAAGCAAUUGAGGCCCAAGUGGGCGUUGAAGUACACUACACUCAUCAGGGAUAGAGGCGUUUUGGCUGAUAAGGGAUACAUUGUCUUUGUAUCGAGCGACUAA